AUGACUUCAAAGUGUGCUCUAGGUGACAGUGUCCAUCUUUGUCUCUUGAAAGAUGUGGACAAUCGUGGCCAGAGCUACGAUAUCUCCGAUUCACAAUAUCGUCGCUUUCGACCAGGGCUUGGUCAAUUGACUGCAUUGGCGUUCGGCUAUUUACUCAUCGCUCGACUCGUUGGCCGUCAUUCGCGGAACCGUAUCAAAUUUCAAACUCGUGCAGCUGCUUUGAUCCUCCUUGCACUACAUGGUACAUCGGUCUUCAAGAUUCUCAUUAUCAUCACUGCCAAUUAUCAUCCGGCUCGUCGUGCACCAUCACCUUUGAUUUGGGUCUUUAAUGUCGGGGUAUUGUUUGCGAAUGAUUAUUGGGACGGUUAUCGGUACCGGCACUUUUUGCCCUUUUUGUCUUUCCUGCGGCAGCAAAGGCCAAACAAACUGCCAGUACCGACACUUCUACCGCACCCAAUACAACAUUGGCAUCGGAGUUAUAGCUUAUGGAUUGUCAGCGUCUUUGUGAUUCCUGAAGUAUUAGCUAAAAAAGUUUUUUCAGGUUCUAUUCACGAGAAGAAAUGGUAUUUUAGACAUUUGUCUGCUAUUGGUGGAACAUUGAAUGUUUUGAGUAUGAUGUCUGCCAAUCUUGUUGGAUUUGUUAUCGGAUUGGAUGGGGUUGAAGUUAUGUGGUCUCAACCCCUUGGACCUUGGUCUGGUACGAUAUUAGUUCAAACAAAGGCCUCACACCCAAAGAAGGAAACUAAUGGGAAAGUUGUUUUUUUAGGAUUUUUGACCCUUUUGACUACUUUUGGUGCAUUAUUUUGUGCGGUACAAAUGAUGAUGGAGAAUAGGGAGGAAGAAAGACGAGAAGGGAUUUGGAGAAAGUGCCAUUGA
Molecule: messenger RNA, 876 nt
Organism: Melampsora larici-populina 98AG31
Lineage: Eukaryota; Fungi; Basidiomycota; Pucciniomycetes; Pucciniales; Melampsoraceae
Exons: 7
Coding region: 1-876 (291 amino acids)
Biological process (GO): GPI anchor biosynthetic process
Cellular component (GO): endoplasmic reticulum
Source: RefSeq, a predicted model, not a curated record